AUGUCGAUGAUGCUGCCGCACACUGAUUGGAUGUGGGAACCGACUAGUGGACUUUCUGACUGUGGACUUUCGGUGACUCACUGUGAAGUCGUGGCCUCAGCUCUGAAGUCCAACCCCUCCCAUCUGAGAGAACUUGACCUGAGUGUAAACGACUUGCUGGAUUCAGGAGUGAAGCUGCUGUCUGCUGGACUGGAGAGUCCACACUGUAGACUGGAGACUCUGAGGCUGAGUCGCUGCAAUUUGUCAGAGAUCAGCUGUUCUUCUCUGGCCUCAGCUCUGAAGUCCAACCACUGCCAUCUGAGAGAGCUGGAUCUGAGUAGAAACUACCACCUGCAGGAUUCAGGAGUGAAGCUGCUGUCUGCUGGACUGGAGAGUCCACACUGUAGACUGGAGACUCUGAGGUUGAGUCUCUGCAGAUUGUCAGAGAUCAGCUGUUCUUCUCUGGCCUCAGCUCUGAUGUCCAACUCCCAUCUGAGAGAGCUGGAUCUGAGUGUAAACAAGCUGCAGGAUUCAGGAGUGAAGCUGCUGUCUGCUGGACUGGAGAGUCCAUACUGUAGACUGGAGACUCUGGGGUUGAUGAACUGCAGUUUGUCAGAGAUCAGCUGUUCUUCUCUGGCCUCAGCUCUGAAGUCCAACCCCUCACAUCUGAGAGAACUGGAUCUGAGUGGAAACAAGCUGAAGGAUUCAGAUGUGAAGCUGCUGUCUGCUGGACUGGAGAGUCCACACUGGAGACUGGAGACUCUGAGAUGGAAGUGGUCUCACUCAGAGUGAGUCCACCAUGGUCUCUGUGUUCCUCUGGAUCUGAUCAGAGGAUCAUCAGUGGAUCUGGACUCCUCCAGUCCUGCUGCUCCUCACUCCACCACCUCCUCCACCUGGACCUGGAUUUAGUUUGCUCCUUUGAUUCCUUCAUGUAUUCUGAAGCUAAAGUGUCUCUGCAGAUGAGUUCUGUUCAUGACAACAUAAUAGUAGAUGAACACAUUUAAAUGGAUGUUUCUGCUUUGCUUUCUGUUGCAGCUCCCCCCUGUGGAAAGAUGAGGUUCUGCAGUUAAUUUACACAUAUUUCUCAAUAAUAGUUGGAGUUCAUAUCACAUGUAUAAAGUUACCUUAUUACCACCAACACCAGCCUUUUCUCCUAUAAUAACAGAUACAUAUUUGCUUGUAUCAAACAGAAAGAGAAGAUAAAACCUGAACCUGAAUUCAAUUAAGGCUUCACUUUAGUUUCUCAACUGACAAAUAAAUCAGCAGCUUAAUAUUUUCAGUUUAUAUUCAUUAAUCAUGUACAAACAGGAAAAUAAUAACCCUGAAUAUCUGGUUGUUCUUUGGUUUAUUACAGUUUAAUGUUUUUAUAUAAUCAAGGUUUUUAUAUCUUUAUGUAUUUAAUGCUUUUUUUCCUUUUGGAUCAAUAAAGUUGAUUACUGAUGUAAAAUGAGUCUCAAAUGGAGCCGUGAUCUCUACAUGAAGUUACAUCCUGAGUUCUUCUGUCUGUUAAUAAAUCAAUUCAUGAAAAUGAAACCCACCUCGACUGCUGUUUAGAGCUCAGU
Anoplopoma fimbria (sablefish) is the source of this 1541-nucleotide messenger RNA. RefSeq names its product ribonuclease inhibitor-like. Gene Ontology annotation, molecular function: protein binding. The record is from RefSeq and is a predicted model, not a curated record. The coding region runs from base 1 to 771 and encodes 256 amino acids. The transcript has 6 exons. Lineage: Eukaryota; Metazoa; Chordata; Actinopteri; Perciformes; Anoplopomatidae.